Myotis davidii is the source of this 2491-nucleotide messenger RNA. It is a transcript of the gene NRG3, whose product is annotated as neuregulin 3. The transcript has 10 exons. The record is from RefSeq and is a predicted model, not a curated record. Gene Ontology annotation, biological process: intracellular signal transduction; animal organ development; nervous system development. Bases 44 to 1564 code for a protein of 506 amino acids. Gene Ontology annotation, molecular function: chemorepellent activity. Lineage: Eukaryota; Metazoa; Chordata; Mammalia; Chiroptera; Vespertilionidae.
CGGCUCCCGACCCCCGGCGCCAGGAGCCCCCAGCACCCAGGCAAUGCCCUCCUGGCCCACUGCGGCAUUCGCUACCUCCUCCUACCUUCACGAUUCCACUCCCUCCUGGACCCUGUCUCCCUUUCAGGAUGCUGUCGCCGCCUCCUCCUCCCCCACCACCACCACCUCGUCUUCCUCCUCUACCACCACCGCCACGCCAGAGACCAGCACCAGCCCCAAAUUUCACACCACCACAUAUGCCACCGAGCGGUCCGAGCACUUCAAGCCCUGCCGGGACAAGGACCUGGCCUACUGUCUCAACGACGGCGAGUGCUUCGUGAUCGAAACCCUGACCGGAUCCCACAAACACUGUCGGUGCAAAGAAGGCUACCAAGGAGUCCGUUGUGAUCAAUUUCUGCCGAAAACUGACUCCAUCUUAUCGGAUCCAACAGACCACUUGGGGAUUGAAUUCAUGGAGAGUGAAGACGUUUAUCAAAGGCAGGUGCUGUCAAUUUCAUGCAUCAUCUUUGGAAUUGUCAUCGUGGGCAUGUUCUGUGCAGCAUUCUACUUCAAAAGCAAAAAACAAGCUAAACAACUUCAAGAGCAGCUGAAAGAGCCGCAGAGUGGUAAAAACUACAGCCUCAAAGCAUCCAGCACAAUGGCAAAGUCAGAGCACCUGGUGAAGAAUCAUGUGCAGCUGCAGAAUUACUCAAAGGCGGAGAGGCAUCCUGUGACGGCACUGGAGAAAAUGAUGGAGUCAAGCUUUGCUGGCCCCCAGUCAUUUCCAGAGAUUUCUUCUGACAGAGGAAGCCAAUCUGUCAAACACCACAGCCGGAGUCUCUCCUCCUGCUGCAGUCCAGCACAGAGGAGUGGUGUGCUCCACCGGAACGCCUUCAGGAGGACACCCCCCUCACCCCGAAGCAGGCUGGGCGGGAUUGUGGGGCCAGCGUAUCAGCAACUUGAGGAAUCAAGGAUCCCCGACCAGGAUACAAUACCUUGCCAAGGGAUAGAGGUCAGGAAGACUAUAUCCCACCUGCCUAUACAGCUGUGGUGUGUUGAAAGAUCCCUGGACUUAAAGUAUUCAUCCGCCGGUUUAAACACCCAACAGGAUGCAUCAGUCCAUAUGCAACUGCCUUCGAGAGAGACAAACUCCUAUUUUAAUAGCUUGGAUCAAAAGGACCUGCUGGGAUAUUCAUCCCCAAGGGCCAGUUCGGUGCCCAUCAUCCCUUCAGUGGGGCUAGAGGAAACCUGCAUCCAAAUGCCAGGGAUUUCUGACGUCAAAAGCAUCAAAUGGUGCAAAAACUCCUACUCUGCUGAUGUUGUCAAUGUGAGUAUUCCAGUCAGCGAUUGUCUUUUAGCAGAACAACAAGAAGUGAAAAUACUGCUAGAAACUGUCCAGGAGCAGAUCCGAAUUCUGACUGAUGCCAGGAGGUCAGAAGACUACGAACUAGCCAGUGUAGAAGCUGAGGACAGUGCGAGUGAAAACACCGCCUUUCUCCCCCUGAGUCCCAUGGCCAAAUCGGAACGAGAGGCACAAUUUAUCCUAAGAAAUGAAAUACAAAGAGACCCUGCGUUGACCAAGUGACUUGAGACGUAGGAAUCUGUGCAUUCUAUGCUUUGCUCAACAGGAAAGAGAGGAAAUUAAAUACAAAUUAUUUAUAUGCAUUAAUUUAAGAGCAUCUACUUAGAAGAAACCAAAUAGUCUAUCGCCCUCAUAUCAUAGUGUUUUUUAACAAAAUAUUUUUUUAAAGGGAAAGAAACGUUUCAGGAGGGAUAAAGCUUACAACUAAAGCUUUCGGGUGGAAUUCUGAAUACAAUUUCAGUUAGUCCCAACAUGAUCCUCUUUGGCUCUUGGUAGAUGCGGGCGAUUCAGACCCUCAGCCCCACAGCAGUGUCCUCGUCCAAAAGCACCGGCAGGUGCCUGGUUUCAGAGACAAGCUGCCCCCGAGGGCGGGUGUGCCUGUGCACAGACAGCCCUUGCCGUUUGGCUUGGCAGUCCCAACCCCUAAAUUUCUCUUCACUCGACAGCCUCAUCACAGGUUAUGUCAUGUCAACCAAUGUAGUGUUUUCUAUUUCAUUUUGAGAAUGGCACAGGCCUGGGAAGGAGAAGGAGGACAGAGAUAGAGGGAGCCAUUGGGGGCAAACUCAGCUGCUCUUUCGUGCCAUCUUCCUCUGAAAUUUGAAGGUGCAGAAGCUCAGAGCAAGAUAUGAAAUCAACAUAUAAAAAAGGACAAAAAAAUCAGUGUCAUGUCACUAAAGUCAUGCUGAUAGAAAUGUUUUUCUUUGAGAUCGUUUAGGAUGCCAAAGGAGCAUUUCUCAGUGUAUGUGUGUGCCUGUGUGUGUGUGCCUGUGUGUGUGAGAGAGAGACUGUGUGUGUGUGUGCGUGUGCGUGUGUUUGCUCCCUCGAGCACUGGUAUGCUGUAUGCACAUGUGUUCAUUGUAUGUGUGUGCAUGUGUGUGUGUGUAUUAAGCUUGCUAAAAUUUGUUCUGAAACAUCAGGGAAUCUAAUAUU